Protopterus annectens (West African lungfish) is the source of this 6112-nucleotide messenger RNA. It is a transcript of the gene DIAPH1, whose product is annotated as diaphanous related formin 1. NCBI's taxonomy places the organism in Eukaryota, Metazoa, Chordata, Ceratodontiformes, Protopteridae. The transcript is spliced from 27 exons. Gene Ontology annotation, cellular component: actin filament; cytoplasm. Gene Ontology annotation, biological process: actin filament polymerization; actin cytoskeleton organization. Gene Ontology annotation, molecular function: actin binding; small GTPase binding; microtubule binding. The record is from RefSeq and is a predicted model, not a curated record. The coding region runs from base 415 to 4125 and encodes 1236 amino acids.
CAGAGCAAUACCGGAAGUACUGCGGAAAGUACUCUCUGGGACUUGAAGUGGGCAACUUUGAAGUUAUGUGCUGCUACCUGUUGCUGCAUUUACAAAGUGUUAUUUGCGUAGUUUUACAGACAUUUUUCAGUACUCACAAACUUAUGUUAUAGGAGUCCGACACCAGAAGGGGGUGCUCAGGACAGACACGAGCAUGGGGUUUUAGCAGGAGCGUGGACUCGAGGCGGUGGGUUUGAAUUGCCUAUGUCUGUUGAUCGGGUAACUAAAGCUCAAAGUGGCCCUGCGCAUUGAAAACUACCUACCAGAAGAUUCGGGAGGGGACUUUGGCACAUUGGAUACGUUUUGGAACUCUAAGCUGGAUCUGGGACUUUAUUAACGGCGGUUGGGGGGAAUACUUAAUACGUGACAGGAGAGAUGGAGUCCCAGCCAGGGGAAGGCGCUGGGGCCCCAAUUUCCUCUUCAAAAAGUACGAAGGAGAAGAAGUCAAAGAAGAAUAUUGACGAUGGCGGUGAUAAAAAGAAAUUUCUGGACCGUUUUACCAGUAUAAGGUCAAAGAAGGAAAAGGAGAAGCCCAACUCUACACAGAGGCACUCCUUGUAUUCAGAAGGUUCUGCUCAGCCUUUAUACUUGAAUUCUCUCGGUGAUGAAGAUGUGCUUGUUCUCUUUGAAAAGAUGCUGGAUGAUAUGAAUCUUAAUGAGGCGAAACAGCAGCCAUUGCGAGCGAAGGACAUUGCAAUAAAGCGAGAAAUGGUUUCCCAGUAUCUGUAUACGUCAAAAUCUAGCCAAAGUCAGAAGGAGAGUAGUAAAUCUUCAAAGAUUUACAUUCAGGAAUUGAAGUCUGGUCUUCAGGAUAUAUAUCUGCUUAGCUGUUUGGAAUCAUUGCGAGUUUCACUUAACAACAAUCCUGUGAGUUGGGUUCAAGAUUUUGGAAGUGAGGGGUUGUCCUAUCUUCUAGACUACUUGAGAAGGCUUCAAGAUGAUUCACGAAGCAUAAAUACUCCAGAUCCAAAUGAUUUGAAGAAUCAGCAUGAAAUUAUUAGAUGUCUGAAGGCUUUCAUGAACAAUACGUUUGGGAUUAAAACAAUGCUAAAAACUGAGGAUGGGAUUCUUCUACUGGCCAGGGCUCUUGAUCCAAAAUUUCAGAGUAUGAUGACUGAUGCCGUGAAGUUGCUGUCUGCUCUCUGCAUCUUCCCAAGUGAUGAGCCAAUGUAUGAAAGAAUUCUGGGAUCACUGACUGAACGUGCAGAGAUGGAUAACAUUGAGCGGUUCAGACCUUUAGUGGAAGGCCUGAGCAGUGGGAACAUGGCUCUUAAGGUGUCUUGUAUGCAGCUUAUAAAUGCACUGCUGUGUGCAUCUGAUGAACUAGACUUCCGUAUGCAUAUCAGGAGUGAACUAAUGAGAUCGGGACUGAAGACCAUCUUGGAGGAGCUGCGAGAGUUGGAGAAUGAGGAGCUUAAGGUUCAGCUGCAGGUUUUCACUGAAAAUGGUGAGGAUGAUUAUGAAGAGCUCAGGGGCCGUCUUGAGGACAUCCGCAUCGAGAUGGAUGACAUAAAUGAAGUGUUCCAGAUUAUUCAGAAUACAGUGAAAGAUUCAAAGGCGGAGUUUUUCUUCCUGUCUGUCCUUCAACACCUGCUUCUUAUUCGCAACGAUUAUGAAGCUCGGCCCCAGUAUUACAAAUUAGUGGAUGAAUGUAUAUCACAGAUAGUCCUUCAGAAAAAUGGUCAUGAUCCCGACUUCAUGUGCCGAAAGUUUUCUGUGAAUGUUGAUCAUCUAAUAGACCAGAUGAUUGAUAAGAGAACAGUGGAAAAGUGUGAAGCUAAGAUGAAAGAACUGGAGAGAAAGUUAGAAUCCGAGUUGACAACACGACAUGAGUUACAGGUGGAAAUUAAGAAGAAGGAAAGUGACUUUGAGCAGAAAGUGACUGAGUUGCAAGAAGAAAAAACUACAGUACAUGUGCAGAAAGAAGAAAUUGCUGCUGAAAACAAGAAAAUGCAGAGUGAGAUUGCUAUACGUGAAGAUAAGAUUAAAAACUUGUCUGCUGAAUUAGAAACUGCAAAAGAAAAGAUCACCAAUCUGUCUGCAGCUGCACUUGCUGCAAGUGUUGCCCCAGUAAAAAGAGAAGAUCAUGGUCCAUCACCACCACCUCCUCCUCCUCUGCCAGGAACCAUAGCGGGACAUCCACCGCCACCUCCUCCGCUGCCUGAAUCUACAAUGCCCCCACCACCACCACCACCUCCUCCUCCUCCUCUUCCUGGGUCAUCCUAUAUUCCACCUCCUCCACCUUUACCUGGUGCUUCUGGAAUUCCACCUCCUCCACCUUUACCAGGUGCUUUUGGAAUUCCACCUCCUCCACCUCUUCCUGGUGCUUCUGGAAUUCCACCUCCUCCACCUCUUCCUGGUGCAGCUGGAAUUCCACCUCCUCCACCUCUUCCUGGUGCAGCUGGAAUGCCGCCACCACCUCCUCCUCUACCCGGAAUGGGCCCUCCUCCACCUCCUCCUCUACCCGGAAUGGGCCUUCCUCCACCUCCUCCUAUGCCAGGGAUGCUGCCUCCUCCUUUCUUUGGGGGAAUACCUGUAACUCCUGCUCUUCCUUAUGGAUUGGAAGCAAAAAAGAAUUACAAGCUUGAUGUUCAGCUGAGACGGCCCAACUGGAGCAAGAUCAGCGCGGAGGAACUGAAAGCAAAAAGUUUCUGGACCAAAGUUAAAGAGGAAAAAUAUGAAUCCCCGGAGCUGUUUGCCAAGCUUACAGUCACCUUUGCAGCACAAGCAAAGGCUGCCAAAGUUAAGAAAGAGCAAGAAGGAGAAGAGAAGGUAGCACAAAAGAAGAAAGUGAAGGAACUGAAGGUGUUGGAUGGAAAGACGGGCCAAAACCUCUCCAUUUUCUUAGGUUCGUUCCGUAUGCCAUACCAGGAAAUUAAAAAUGUAAUCUUGGAGGUGAAUGAAAAAGUCCUCACAGAGUCCAUGGUUCAGAAUUUGAUAAAACAGAUUCCUGAGCAGGAACAACUGCACAUGCUAGCGGAACUGAAGGACGAAUAUGAUGAGCUCGCAGAGCCGGAGAAAUUUGGUGUUGUGAUCAGCUCAGUUAAUCGUCUACGCCCACGACUCAAUGCAAUACUCUUCAAACUGCUGUUUGAGGAGCAAGUCAAUAACAUUAAGCCAGAAAUUGUAGCCAUUACAGCAGCCAAUGAAGAGGUCAGAAACAGUGAAAGCUUUUCCAAGUUGCUGGAACUUAUUCUUCUAGUGGGAAAUUACAUGAAUGCAGGUUCACGGAAUGGUGCUGCCUUUGGAUUCAGCAUUAGCUUCCUUUGCAAACUGAAGGAUACCAAGUCGACAGAUCAGAAGUUGACGCUGUUGCACUUCCUGGCUGAACUAUGUGAGGAGCAGUACCCUGAUGUGAUGAGGUUCCCAGAGGAGCUGAGCCACGUGGAGAAAGCAAGCAGAGUUUCAGCAGAAACUCUACAGAAGAAUCUAGAACAAAUGAAGAAACAGAUUUCUACCCUUGAAAAGGACAUUGAAAAUUUCCCUCCACCAACUGACGAAAAGGACAAAUUUGUGGAGAAAAUGACAGUGUUUGUUGGAACAGCCCGGGAACAGUAUGAAAAGUUGGCCGCAAUGCAUGAAAACAUGGAAAAGACAUAUGAGGAACUGGGAGAGUACUUUGUUUUUAACCCAAAAAAAAUCUCAGUAGAGGAGUUUUAUGGAGAUAUUAGCAACUUUAAAGUUAUGUUCCAGCAAGCUGUGAAGGACAAUCAAAAGAGGAAGGAAGCUGAAGAGAAGAUCCGCAAGGCAAAACUUGCAAAGGAGAAGGCAGAGAAAGAAAGGCAGGAGAGAGAAAAGAAGAAGGCUCAGUUAAUUGAUAUGAAUGCAGAUGAAGGUGAAACAGGCGUGAUGGACAGUCUACUAGAGGCACUGCAGUCCGGAGCAGCAUUCCGAAGGAAACGUGGUGGUCCUCGACAAGCUAACAAAAGAGCAGGCAACGCAGUUACCUCAAUCCUCGCUAAAGAAUUGACUCAGGAGAAUGCCAUGAUUUCAACAGUUAAAAAGCGAAAGGAAGAGGAGCAGAAGCAGACUGACCAAACAUUGCUAGAGGAGAUUUUAGAAGAAAUGCCUGCACGUGCAAACUAAAAACCUUCACAGUACCGCAUACCUGAAAAAUAAGACAGUAGGAAGCAAAGUUCAACAAAAGUGCCAAAGAUGUACUGAGACUGUUAUUUCAUUCAUUCAGCUGACCAGAAAUGUGUUCCUGAUGUUGCUGUCUCCUAUAUUCAGAAGUUGCUUAUCUUUUCGAGGAUCACUGAAUGUAAUUUUCUAUCGUAAUGGUCUAAGAUCGCUGAAUGUUCUUUUGAACCUUAAUUCCCUCUGUAUAUCAUUUAGGUUGCAGGAACAAUGUACUGCACGUGAUAUCAGUAUCUCAUUGAGGAUUUAUAAGAUAACAUUUCAUCUAGUACUUUUAAGCUGUCUUUCUUUGAAUAUUUUCAGGUAGGCUUUUCCAGCAAAAGCCCCAGUGUUGCGCUCUAGCCUUAGUUAGAGGGGUGCUACAAUGUUAGGAAUUUAAAUCCCUGAUGUGCAAUUUUAUGCCUAUGCAUAAUAUAAAUGGAAAUGUCUUUUGUGUUGGUUUGCGUUCUUUUGAUUCUUAUGUAACUUUCCCCCAGUCACCAGUAUGAGAGGAAGGGAUAUUGGUUCACUGAACUCUGUAGUCUUUGUAUGUGUAGUAAAAUAUCAGUGUUAGUUAAACUUGCCUUUUAGCACUGUAGAACGUGUGCUAUAGCGCCAUGUUUUUCUUUAUAUGUACAAAGGGGCUUUAUAAUUAUGUAAAAUAAAAUAGUUUCCCUGUCUGCUGACAUGCAUACAAACACUGAUUUAUAGAAUUGUCCGAUUACUGUGGAUAUGAUCAAGGUAAGGAAUACUUUGUCCAUUCCCAAUAAUAAUUUAUUCACAUUCCUUACUGGAAAAAGUAUAAAACUGUGUAUUAUCUUGGGAUUUGUUCUAGACCAGUAUAUGUAGAUACAAGCUUAUAACUCUUGCCUUUUUUCCAGAUAUUUUUCUUACUUAUCCAUUAUCUUACAUGCUGCAGUUUAUUUCAAAUUAUUGUAAUUUGAGUAUGUCCGUCUUAAAAAAGAAAUAUGCAUAUGGCAUUUUACAAUAUAGGAACAUUGAAAUUUUAAUAAUGUCAUAUCUUUGAGAACAUUUGGUUUAAUUUACUUUUCUGUAAUCUUCUCCUACCUCUUCUGUUAUAAAUGAAGACAAAAUAGGCACAUUAAGUAUUAUUAGAGAGAAGCAAAAAAAUUUGCAUUGUACAACAAAAUCUAAUUUUUGUCUUGCAUUUUCUGAGUUUUUGAACUCCUAUUCAAACUGAUGUUCUGUCAAAAAAAUGUAUUGUUGCAUUAGUACCACUUGAAAUAUUGCCUGUCUGUAUUCCUGCUGGGAUUGGUUACUUACACUGCUGUUAAGGUGAAUUUAUUUCUUCUGUCGUACUUAUGUACCAAGGAAAGUUGUUACUUCUGAUAGUUUGAACUACUGUUCAGUUUUUAGUAAGAUUUCGGAUGCGUCCUCUUAUCACUAAAGUUGAAUAGGGAAUUAUAUUUUUAUAAAAAAUGUAUAUUAAGAUUGAUCAUAUAAUAUAUACACGUAUACAUACACACACACACACACACACACACACACAAAAUGGAGCCAUAGUGGUUCUGGGCACAAUAUGUAAUUUUGUUAAAUAGCACUGUCAUGCUUAACUGUGUAAACAUUGUCAGUGAAUUCCAGCUAGUUUUAUCACAGCUAAAUUAGUUCCUGACACUUUUCUAUAUGGCUUAAUUACCCAAAUAUAUUUUAAGUUGAUAUUGUUUUGUAGUUUAUAUGUAGUGCUGUUGUGAUGAGCAUGUUUCUUGCUAAAAAAGGUCAGUUAUGUAUACAGACAUACGCAAUGAAUGCACAAUCCUGUGUUUUUAUCACAUUCAUUUCAAAUUUGUGUCAUUUGGUGUGCACACAGAACCUGUAAACUUUAUUUUGCCCUUAAGAUCAUGUGGAUACAUUACUUAUGAUCUUGGCAGGAAUAUAAUUGCAUGCAUUUUAGUACCACAUCAUGCAGAUUAAAAAAUAAUCAUAAUUGUAAAUUGUA